GAAAUGCAGAGGCUGCAGCGGCGGCGGCGGCAGCAGUAGCGGCAGCGGCGACGGCGGCGGCGGCAGCGCUCCAACUCGCUCCACGCUCCGGGCUCCGCCGUCGAGCCGGGAGAGAGCCUUUGCUGAGCGGCCAGCCACAGGGCCGGACGACGCCAGCCACCCGGGCCCUUCGGAGGCACCGCGCUCACCCAGGGCCGGCACAGGCACCCAAAGUCGAACUCCACGAUGGGAGGCAAGCUGAGCAAGAAGAAGAAGGGCUACAAUGUGAACGACGAGAAAGCCAAGGACAAAGACAAGAAGGCUGAAGGCGCGGGCACCGAGGAGGAGGGGACCCAGAAGGAGAGCGAGCCCCAGGCGGCUGCCGACGCCACCGAGGUCAAGGAGAGUGCCGAGGAGAAGCCCAAGGACGCGGCGGACGGCGAGGCCAAGGCCGAGGAGAAGAAGGAGGGCGACAAGGCAGCGGCCAAGGAGGAGGCGCCCAAGGCCGAGCCCGAGAAGAGCGAGGGCGCCGCGGAGGAGCAGCCCGAGCCCGCGCCGGCCCCCGAGCAGGAGGCGGCCGCGCCCGGGCCCGCUGCGGGCGGCGAGGUCCCCAAGGCCGGCGACGCCGGGGGCGCCGAGAGCACGGGCGAGGGCGCGGCCAAGGAGGAGGGCGAGGCCAAAAAGACUGAGGCUCCCGCCGCCGCCGCCGCCGCCGAGACGAAAAGCGACGCGGCCCCGGCGGCUUCAGACUCUAAACCCAGCAGCGCCGAGCCCGCGCCCUCGUCCAAGGAGGCGCCCGCCGCCUCGGAGGCGCCCAGUUCCACAGCCAAGGCCCCCGCGCCCGCCGCGCCCGCCGCCGCCGCCGCCGCCGCCGCCGCCGCCGCCGAGCCCCAGGCCGAGGCGCCCGGCGCCAGCUCUGAGCAAAGCGUGGCCGUCAAAGAGUAACCGGGACAGCCUAGCCAGAACCGACGCCACUUGCAAACGACCUGUCUCACGCUCUCUCUGUCUCUCACUCUGUCCUCUCUCUGUCUCUCUAUCCUAUACUAACUUGUUUCAAAUUGGAAGUAAGGAUAUGUAUUGCCCAAGGGAUUAAAAAAAAAAAAAAGAAGAAGAAGAAAAAGAAAAGAGGAUGUGUCCCAUUAGGGGAGGGAGGGGGCGGGGAGAAUCCAAAUAGUAUUUUUGUGGGGGAAAUAUCUAAUAUACCUUCAGUCAACUUGACCAGUCAGUCCUGGAUUUUAGAGAUCAUUGUCUGAAAGUACAUCAUCUGUACCUGAACCGCUGUCCCGUAUACGCCAUCGAUAAAAAAACCCCCAGCAUCUCUCUUGCGGUGCAGUUGGGGAGGGAAGCGUUUGAUUCUGCCCGCAGGGCCAGUGCCAAGGCAAUCAGAUCUUUAUGAAAGCAGUAUUUUCUGUGUUUCCUUUUUAAUUUACAGCCUUUUCUUAUUUUGGUAUUUUUUUAACGUUGUGGAUGAAUGCCAACUUUCAGACGGAGCCCACUUAGCUUGUCCACAUGUAUCUCCAUGCCAGCCCUCCAUUCUUCCUCUCCAGAUAUUUUUGGGAGUAACAAACAUUCUCUCAUCAUACUUAGCCUACCUAGAUUUCUCAUGACGAGUUAAUGCAUGUCCGUGGUUGGGUGCACCUGUAGUUCUGUUUAUUGGUCAGUGGAAAUGAAAAAAAAAAAAAAAAAAGUCUGCCUUCAUUGCAGUUCCAGUUUUCUUCCGUCUGUGUCACAGACACCAACACACCACCCAUUGGAAAAUGGAAAAUAAAAAUAAAAAAUAAAAAUAAAAAAUGUACAAUGGAUGCAUUGAAAUUAUAUGUAAUUGUAUAAAUGGUGCAACAGUAAUAAAGUUAAACAAUUAAAAAGUAGUAAA
Meriones unguiculatus (Mongolian gerbil) is the source of this 1852-nucleotide messenger RNA. It is a transcript of the gene Basp1, whose product is annotated as brain abundant membrane attached signal protein 1. Lineage: Eukaryota; Metazoa; Chordata; Mammalia; Rodentia; Muridae. The transcript is spliced from 2 exons. The record is from RefSeq and is a predicted model, not a curated record. Gene Ontology annotation, biological process: negative regulation of DNA-templated transcription. Bases 226 to 924 code for a protein of 232 amino acids. Gene Ontology annotation, molecular function: transcription cis-regulatory region binding; transcription corepressor activity. Gene Ontology annotation, cellular component: nucleus; cytoplasm.